AUGGCCCCCGAAGUCGAUACCAUGGUGGACGCCGUCCACACCGAGAAAUCGUCCACAGGCUCGAUCAAAGAUGCGUCCACGUCGGUCGAGCAUGCCCCACCCCCUCGUCUCGUUGGCGAGGAGACGGAGAAGCGCCUGAUAACGAAACUUGACCGGCGCAUCAUCCCCAUCUGCUGCUGGAUCUAUCUCAUGAACUUCAUGGACCGAGUCGGUAUCGGAAAUGCGCGUCUCUUCGGCAUCGAGGAGGACCUGGGCAUGACCAAGGGCAGCAACCAGUUUCAGCUCGCCGUUUCGAUUCUCUUUGUCACCUACUGCCUAUUCGAGACGCCAUCCAACCUCAUCAUCAAGAGGAUGAAGCCUGCGCGGUACCUGGCAGGCCUCAUCUUUUUUUGGGGCCUUGUCGCCACGUUCACUGGCUUCGUCGACAGCUACGGCGCUCUCAUCGCCUGCCGCCUGCUGCUUGGUCUGUUCGAGGCAGGUCUGUUCCCUGGCAUCAUGCUAUACUUGACCACGUUUUACACCAAGAGGCAUAUCUCUCUUCGCAAUGCCUACUUCUACUCCAUCUCGGCCAUCUCUGGUGCUGUCGGUGGCCUCGUCGCCUACGGCAUCGGCCAGAUGGACAAUGGCGGCGAGGGCACGGCCGGAUGGCGCGCCUGGCGCUGGAUUAUUACCAUCAACGGCAUUUCCACCGUCGUGACGGCGCCGCUUGUUCUCUGGAUUCUACCCAACGACCCCGAGACAGCAAGCUUUCUGUCUGCUGAAGACCGUCAAAAUCUCGUCCUCCUGCGUCAGCAGGAGAUUGGGCAGACAGCGUCCGGCCAACACAUGCACAAGGAAGAUGUCAUUGCCGGAAUCAAGGAUUGGAAGAUUUGGGCCCUGUCCUUCGCCCAGUUCUGCAGCCACUCGGUGCUCUACAGCUUUAGCGUAUUCUUGCCCACCAUCAUCCGGGACAUGGGCCAGGACGACUGGGGCGACGCUGAGAUCAACGCCCUCACCAUCCCGGUCUACAUCCUGGGCUUUGGCACCUACCUCACCGCUGCCAUGUACAGCGACCGCAUCCAGCAGAGAGGGAUCUUCUGCAUAGGAGGUGCAGUCGUCAUGAUCAUCGGGUACGCCCUUCUUCUCGCGCACCAGUCCGUAGCCAUGAGCUUUGUUGGCUGCUUCUUCGUCUCGGCCGGCCUCUGGACCUGUUCUGGCUCAGGCAUGGCCUGGAUCACUGUCAACCAGCCUCGGUACGGCAAGCGCGCCUUUGCCAGCGGCAUCUUCAUCACCAUCGGCAAUGCCGCAGGUGUCCCUGCGCCAUUCCUCUACACCGACGAGUACAGCCCCCGAUACAUCCCCGGUUACAGCGCCGCCAUUGGCAUGCUUGUCUUCGCCAUUGCCGUUCAUACCACGAUUUACUUCCACCUGAGGAACAAGAACAAGCGCAAGCUUGCUGGCCUCGAGGACUGGAGAAUGGAGGGGAAGACAGAGGAGGAGAUUAACGAAAUGGGAGAGCACAACCCCAGGUAUUUGUACACGCUAUAG
This is a messenger RNA of Emericellopsis cladophorae, 1527 nucleotides long. Its product is annotated as putative transporter C1002.16c-like protein 8. Gene Ontology annotation, cellular component: membrane. NCBI's taxonomy places the organism in Eukaryota, Fungi, Ascomycota, Sordariomycetes, Hypocreales, Bionectriaceae. Bases 1 to 1527 code for a protein of 508 amino acids. The transcript is spliced from 2 exons. Gene Ontology annotation, biological process: transmembrane transport. Gene Ontology annotation, molecular function: transmembrane transporter activity. The record is from RefSeq and is a predicted model, not a curated record.